This is a messenger RNA of Cavenderia fasciculata, 2379 nucleotides long. RefSeq lists its product as uncharacterized. The record is from RefSeq and is a predicted model, not a curated record. Lineage: Eukaryota; Evosea; Eumycetozoa; Acytosteliales; Cavenderiaceae. The transcript is spliced from 4 exons. The coding region runs from base 1 to 2379 and encodes 792 amino acids. Gene Ontology annotation, molecular function: ATP hydrolysis activity; ATP binding.
AUGGCAUUUAAUAAUAAUAAUAAUAAUACUAAUAAUAAUAAUAAUAACAACAACAAUAAUCACAAUGAUAUUCAACAUAAUAAUGAUGAUUAUUUUGAUAUAAACUCAUCAAACCAUUCAUUGUCAUUUGCACAUUUCAAGAGAAUCGAUGAACAGUUGGUACAUCAUUUACAACAAUCACAUAAUGAAGAUCGUCAAUUUUAUCAACAAUAUGGGACAUCUAUAUCAGAUGACUUGGUAACAACAAGGAGACAUCGUCAACAACAGGCAAACAACACUCAAUCAUCAUCAUCAUCAUCAUCAUCAUCAUCAUCAUCAUCAUCAUCAUCAUCAUCAUCAUCAUCAUCAUCAUCAUCAUCAUCAUCAUUGGAUGCGGACAAGAUUCGCUUGGUAGAAUCACAUCGAGAGACACAGUCAACCAUUUUACCUCUUUUACUUAGUCAAUGUAAUCUUUUAGAUACUCUUGCAAAUUCAACUUAUAAUCAACAACAACAAUCAACAAAUAUAACCGAGAGUACUUUAUCAAAGGAUGAACUAGAUAGAAGGGAUUGUUAUUAUCUUUUAUCAUCUUUUAAUGAUACUACUCUCAACAUUAUUCAAGAUACUGCAUACGCUUCUUUAGAUAGUAAAUCACCAUCAUCUUUAUCAUCAGAGACAUCCACAUUCGCAUCAACUAUUAUCGAUACGCAAUUGACAAUAUCAAUCACACAAUCAUCUGAGGAAUUGGAUAAACGAGAUGACUAUUAUAAAGAAAUGUGCGAUAAUGCAUAUCCAAUAAUACCUCCGCCCCCACCUCCUAUAGUACAAACACCUCUGCAACCUGUACAUACUCCUCCAUCACUCUUUUCAUCAUCAACAACAGACAACAAUCAAACCGACAACACAAAACCUCCUUACAACUUGAAAAGACCAAAUAGCAUGCUACACGACAGUAAUCAAAAUUAUAAUAAUAAUACCAAUUCAUUACCAACAACAGUAAAUAAUAAUAAUAAUAAUAAUAUUAAUGGUGAAUAUAAUUAUAAACAAAACAAUCGUAAAAUGCCAACAAGUUCUCCUCCUGCUCCUACACCUAUAUUGCAACAAAGAAAUCAGACCAUGGAAAUAGAUGAAGAGCAAAAACCACUACCAUCUUUUUCAUCUGCGAAAAAGAAACUAGUUGAAGAUCAAGUUAAAAAAGGAAUUACGCCAACAACACAACAAUCCUCAUCCUCAUCAUUAUCAAAAGGAGCUCAAAUGGUCAUGAGUGCCGUUACUGGUGGGCACAAAAGAGGUAAAUUUGAGGUCCCAGUGAAAAAGGAAGAAGGAGAUUUCGAACCAGUUCCUCCUCCUCCUCCUCCUGUUGCCGCUAAAAAACUAGCCAAACUUAACAACAACAACAACAACAAUAAUCAAACUAAAAAGGAUGACGAAACCAAUCCUAGUGGAAUUACAGAUGUCAAUGGUAUACCUCUUGACGAUGAAAGAUUAAAACAUUGCGAACCAAGAAUGUUGGAGCUUAUUUGUAAUGAAAUUUUGGAUAACAGGGCAUCGGUACGAUGGGAAGACAUCGCAGGAUUGGAAAAGGUUAAAGAACAAAUCAAAGAAAUGGCCAGCUAUCCCCUUCUCAGACCUGAUAUUUUCAAGGGUUUGCUAAUCCCACCAAAAGGUAUGCUAUUGUUUGGUCCACCAGGAACGGGAAAAACAAUGAUUGGAAAAGCUGUAGCAAGUGAAGUAAAAGCAACCUUUUUCAGUAUAUCUGCUAGUACACUCACCAGUAAAUGGAUUGGAGAGGGUGAAAAGAUGGUCAGAGCAUUGUUUGCUGUUGCACUUUGUUAUGCACCGUCUAUCAUAUUUAUCGAUGAAAUCGACUCUUUAUUGACACAGAGAACAGAGGGCGAAAAUGAAGCCAGUAGGAGAAUCAAAACAGAGUUUUUAAUUAGAUGGGAUGGUGUCUCUGGAAAUUCUAGCGAUAGAAUGCUAUUAAUUGGAGCAACAAACAAACCAGAGGAAUUGGACGAAGCAGCACGUAGACGUUUGGUCAAGAAAUUUUAUAUUCCUCUACCAGAAAAUGUGGCAAGAUAUCAACUACUCAAGAACUUACUUUCAAAAGGAGAUCAUACACUUGUAGAGCAUGAACUACAAGACAUUACAGAACGCACAGAGGGGUACUCUGGUGCUGAUAUUAAGGAACUAUGCACAGAGGCAGCAUUUGGACCUAUUCGUGGUGUUGGUGAUAUCAUGGCUGUCGACAGUCAAUCGGUACGACCUAUUAAUCAUCAAGAUUUUUUGGAUGCUCUCUCUGGUAUGGAACCGAGUGUUGAUCCAAAAGAAUUGGCUUCAUACAUUGAAUGGAACAAUAAGUUUGGAAAUAAAAAUAAAAAAUUAGAGAGACAUUUAUAA